Molecule: messenger RNA, 795 nt
Organism: Penicillium cosmopolitanum
Lineage: Eukaryota; Fungi; Ascomycota; Eurotiomycetes; Eurotiales; Aspergillaceae
Product: fungal specific transcription factor domain-containing protein
Exons: 1
Coding region: 1-795 (264 amino acids)
Cellular component (GO): nucleus
Source: RefSeq, a predicted model, not a curated record
AUGGGGCCGGGAAAUGAACAUAACAUCACCGUUGAGAAUAUCACGAAAUCAUCUAUUCUAGCAGAGAUGGUCCGCUUGAAUCGCAUCCUUCUGCAAAUCAAUCAGUUCAAUAUCAGAGCAUCGGAAAACAAUCUCGACUCCCAGUCGAUAAUGAAUGAUGUCGAGGAUUUAUCCCAACAACUCGACAUUUGGUUUGAAGAGCUCCCUGAUCACAUGAUGGAUACUCGAGAAAACCUCACUCGUUACUCUGAACAAGGGCUAGGUCGACUUCUCGUUGCUCUGUACCUAGGGUACUAUAACUAUGGUCAAAUGCUUUUCUAUCGAUUCUUACACGAAGACUCGCGGACCUUCGACAGUCGCACGCGUUACUAUGCGAACAAGUGUAAGUAUCACGCGAGUAAGUUGUGCGAGAUAGUCUACGCUUCGGAGGAGGUCCCGGGCUGUGAUGCCAAAUACAAUAUGGUGGGGCAUGUGUUGAUGAUUGCCUCAACAAUACAAAUCCACACACUGUUAUUUGAAGAGAACGAGGACAUUGUGGCAAUCGCAAGAAAGCGCUUGGAGAAGAAUUUUUGUAUUCUGACCCAUUUGGUGAGCCUCUGGCCUACCCUGGACGUUUGUAUGGAUCGUCUUAUGACUUUCCACGCAUCCUGCAGAGAGUCUGCGGAAACAAGCUUCUGUAUGGAUCAAUGGAUGGUGCAAUUUUUGGUCGAGUUUGCGAAGCCAGUGAGUGGGAAGGAUCCUGAGACCCAGCAUAAGAGCUCAUGGUCCCUAUCUAGUAUGGGCAUUGUUCAUUAG